AUGGCUGACUUCGAUGUCAGUCGCACAGAAUUGUCCCUGGCGGUCAGUCUGACUCUGUUUGCCGGCAGCUGUUUUGCACCCCUGAUGGGUUUCCUCAUCGAUAAAUUCCCCGUUCGCAAUAUCAUCUGCCUGGCAUCGUUGUGGAUGGCAAUUGGGUAUCUGCUGCUUGGUCAAGUGGCAUCCUAUUGGUUGUUUAUGGCCGUAUUGAUUCCAUUCCAGGGUUUGGCCUGGCUGGGUGUCGGCCCCCUGGUGCAUACCAAGCUCAUGGUGAACUGGUUUACCCGCAACCGAGGUAUGGCCUUGGGGAUUGCCAUCAUGGGCAUCAGCGUUGCGGGUGUGAUGACACCGCUGUUGAAUGCCUACCUUGCGCAGACGAUAGGCUGGCGCGGCAGUUAUCAGAUUUAUGCGGCCAUAUUGGUGUUGUUAGUCAUCCCGCUGACUCUGUGGAUUGUGCGUCAAAAACCGCAGGACAUCGGCGAACUGCCUGAUGGUGAUGCCCAAUCUGUGGGCAAUCAUGUGCCAGUAGCUCCACCAGUAGAGCUGGGUGUGGUGGCCACGUACAAAGAAUUCCUGUCCUCAAAAGCAUUCUGGUCCGUGGUGCUUACGUUUGGCUUGAUGAACGGCGUGUAUUCAGCCAUGGCUACACACCUGCCAACCUACGUGACCAGUGAGCUUGAUCUUGAGUUAUAUGAUGGUGCGCUGUUGCUCACCGUUGCCGGCGGCUUUGCCAUUGGUGGCAAAAUUGUAUUUGGCUGGAUGAUGGAUCGGUUGGCCGCAAAAAUUACCGUGAUGUGUGGGGUGGUUGCUUACCUGGCAUCGACCCUGCUGCUUAUUUUUGUGGAGGCUUACUUCGGGCUGCUGUGUGCGGCGGCGAUGUUUGGCCUGGGUUUCGGCGGCAUGAUACCGGUGCGUUCUGUAUUGAUAUCGCGCCUCUUCGGCGUGGCCAAAUUUUCCCGGGUAAACGGGCUGCUGUCGUUUUUCAUUGCACCUGCGACAUUCUGGGUGUUGAUUACCGGUGCGAUUGUGGAUGCUACCGGUACUUAUGGCACUGCUUUCAAGGUGUGGUUUGUAUCCUUCCUGUUGGCUGGCGUUGUCAGCUUAUUGGUGAAACUGCCUGAUCGGCAGGACGCAGUUGCCUGA
Symbiodinium necroappetens is the source of this 1140-nucleotide messenger RNA. Lineage: Eukaryota; Dinophyceae; Suessiales; Symbiodiniaceae. The record is from the annotation of a GenBank genome assembly.